AUGGGGUGUGCCUGUGACCAAUAUUGUGGAAUUGUUGAAGAUUGUUGCAUGGAUUAUAAUUCAACCUCAGAUGAGGAUGAAGCAGCAACACUUAGUGGUAUGAAAUCCCACUUCCAGUGUAUCGAAGAUUCCGCUGUGGCCAAUGAGGACGGGUUUUUAGCUGUGGCCAGUUGUCCCCAAAGUUGGUUCGGAUCUGAAACUGAGGAAUUAUGCAAGUUUGAAAAUGUCAGCGAUCUGAUGCUGCGACUACCAGUUACAGGGAAUCGUACCGGUCUUGUAUACCGCAACUUGUACUGCGCUGUGUGUCAUGACGAACCCUAUCAAACUCUGAGAAAUAUUCCUGGGAAAAUCAUUCUCUCUCUAACCACGUCCUUGUUCUUUGCCAAUUUAACUGUCCUCUUCGCUCCACGGGCAGAAAGUCUUCCAACUUUGUGUAAAGUUAUGGCGGCAUUAAUGCACUAUCUGUUCCUGGACGCAUUCUUGUGGAUGAACGUAAUGGCGGCAGACGUGUGGUUCACAUUCUCCAAGAGUUUUGUCAAGGCGGGCGAUGGUGGGAAGUCGUCGAAGAGAUUCCUAUUUUACAACGUUUAUGUCAGGGGAGUUGCCCUCGUUCUUGUAACGGCAGCCGUAACAGUCGACAACGUGGUCUCUGAAAGUCAAUUUAAGCCCAAUUACGGACGUGGGUUAUGUUGGAUAACAAACAAACGAGGCCUGCUUGUGUUCUUUGCUUCGCCAUUACUUCUUCUCAUUUGUCUUAACUUUGUAUUUUUCUCCAUUGCUGCCAAGAAUAUCCACGAUGCUAAGCGGAAGUCUGCCGCCUAUUUGGGCAAAGGUGACAGCAACCAAUUCGGUAUUUACGUUAAACUGUCUGUUAUAAUGGGAUUGACGUGGGUGUUAGGCUUUCUGGCCUCGCUGUUCCCUUACACCGUUAUGUGGUACAUUUAUAUAAUCUUCAACACUCUUCAGGGCAUGUUUAUAUGUAUAGCGUUUGUGUUUACAAAAAGGGUAUGGCAUUCUCUGUGGGAGCGAUUUAUCAAUCUUCGGAGACAGUCUGCCAGCUCUGGCCAGAUGCCCUCAACUCCAACACGUAGCACUGUGUUGACCUUCAGGGUCACCGACCGGGUGCAAUAA
Molecule: messenger RNA, 1131 nt
Organism: Haliotis rubra (blacklip abalone)
Lineage: Eukaryota; Metazoa; Mollusca; Gastropoda; Lepetellida; Haliotidae
Product: G-protein coupled receptor Mth2-like
Exons: 2
Coding region: 1-1131 (376 amino acids)
Biological process (GO): G protein-coupled receptor signaling pathway; cell surface receptor signaling pathway
Cellular component (GO): membrane
Molecular function (GO): G protein-coupled receptor activity
Source: RefSeq, a predicted model, not a curated record